Messenger RNA from Funneliformis caledonium, 1518 nucleotides. Lineage: Eukaryota; Fungi; Glomeromycota; Glomeromycetes; Glomerales; Glomeraceae. The record is from the annotation of a GenBank genome assembly.
AUGUCUCCAACGAAACUCAAGAUCAAAGGCAAUAAGGCAUUCUCACUGUUAUCCAUCGAGACUGAUGAGGAUUUAUCAAAAACAUGGCGUUUAAUGACAAAAGUGAAGGAUGCAUUGGAGUAUGGAAUGCGCUUAGAAAAUUUAUCAUGGAGGCUUUGGUUCAUGCAUCACCUCAUGGUUCAUGAUCAAAAGUCUCACUCUCAAUUUAAAAAGUUGUCCACUGCCACAACAAAAAAAUUAGAAAUCGAAAAGGCUACGAACCUAAAAAGUUUAUCGGUUCCACUUUAUCGACCAAAGACUCAAGAAGUAAUGAUGGAAAAGAAAGGGAAGAAGAAGGCUACAAAAAAGCCGGUGUCUACUGGUGCAUCACAAGUAAAAAAGUCGAAUAAUGUAAAGAAUGUUAAAAUCCCCAAAAAUAUCGCCGAAUCAUCUCUAGAAAAUGAAAAUGAAAUCGCCGCCUCUUCAUCUCCCACAAAUACUCCCGACCAUAGUGCCGAUUAUGGGCAACCUGAUUAUGGAAAUAAUGGUGAAAUAAUUGCUACGGUCACCUCCACCUCAACCAAUGAUCAAAGCAGCGCUGAAUUAAUGGAUUUGGAUACUCUUGAUGAAAAUAUGACCUUAAAUAUCGUUGAUAACGGGACAAAUACGCUUGCUUCUUCUGUUAACGAGAAUACCCCUAGGUCGCUCGUAGAUAUUUUCAGAUUCAGCGAAGUUAGCCAAGACUUCUAUUUGCGUCAAUAUACAAAUGAUCAAGAUCCAUAUCAAGUCGUUUCAUUACCGGGGGUUUUUACUCCUUCGUUCGAUGCUCAAGCCAUAUUGGAUCCUAACAAUCAACAACCUACAAUGAUGUUGGACUUGAAUGAAGUCUUGAGUGUUCACCAAUUUUAUUCUUCUCCCGACUCAUCGGAACCGCCCUCCCCCACAGAUCUUGAUUGGUACGCCGACAAUGUUGCACAAAAUUCUGAUAUGCAGUCAAACCUGCAGUUUCAAACGUUGAAUAGUCAGUUGGUUGGUAGGACAUCUUCGUCCGGAUUGCAUGAUGCGGUCUAUGUUAGAAAUACCGAUCCUACGCCCGUUAAUGCUUCACACCUUAACAUCACGAUAACGUCAAUGAAUACUCCACACAAUACCCCGCUGAACACCCCUCUUAAUACUCCUGUCACCGGCUUAUCGAACAGUAGUCUGAUGAAUAGUGUUUACCUGAACCAAUUUCCCUCAGAGCAAAAUAAUACGAGUAAUGCAGGGUCUCUUGGGCAACAACAGCAGCAAUCACAACAAUGUACUUCGAAAUCUAUAGCGUCAACUUCUCCCUCUUGUUCGUCCACAUCGUCGAUAGAUACGUCAACCACUGCCGCUCGUCCUUCCGCUAAUGCCCCAUCAUCAACGUCCGAAAGUAGUAGACCUAAAAAGUCCCAUUCGAAUGGAGAACAACAAUGUUUCAAUUGCGGUGUGACUUCUACUCCCCUCUGGAGACGAUCGGCCAAUGACGAACUCUUAUGUAAUGCUUGUGGUUUAUAG